AGGCAACGAAGGUUCCAGUAACAGCUUCUUAAUUGAUAUUUGUCCCAUUCGACAGCGGAGGGUAAGACCCAGCCUUACUGGGCGAUUCGUGGUUAACCAUGCGUGGGGCUACAUAUAAUCACUAAACUUGCCAAAGUGCACGUGAUAUGAGGCGAUGGGUUUUAUCUGAUCCCGAAAAACCAAUUCCUCCUACUGUCCAAUCUUCCUACCGUUCUAGUUACCUAGUCAAGGAUAUCGGCGUAAUUAUGGCAGGUGGCUUCAUUGCCUACCACGAGCCUGGGAUUGUCGAAAUCCUAACAAUUAUCUCCUUUUUCUUUAUCCUCUCCUUGGCAGAAUGGCUUUCCUCGAAAAUGAUCCGUGCUGGCAUUAUAGGCCAAAUUGCAGUUGGGAUAAUAUAUGGAAAGCCUCUGGCUGAUAUCCUUACCUCGGAGUCGCAGAAAACCUUUCUCUCUCUCGGAUACGUUGGCCUGAUCCUUAUUAUCUUUGAAGGGGGUCUUGGCGCUCGUAUUGACCUGCUCAAGCAAAAUUUUGUCCUCAGCAUGGUCGGAGCGAUUACAGGUGUUUGCUUUCCAAUCGGUCUCUCCUAUCUCCUACUUUAUCUCGGAUUUGGAUACGGCCCUGUGGAAACGUUCAUUAUUGGCGCAGCACUCUCUGCCACUUCUCUGGGUACCACAUUUGCUGUUAUAUCAUCGGCUUCAAGUACAAUAAAUCUUGCUCAGACUCGUGUUGGUUCUGUUCUUGUCAGUGCGGCUGUCAUUGAUGACGUGGUUGGCCUCGUGAUGUCUAGCGUCAUAGGAAAUCUACAUAUGAUCCAAGAGGACGGUGAUAUCAAUCUUGGCUGGCUUAUUGGCCGUCCUAUAGUCGCCUCUGUAGGUAUGGCUCUUGUCACUCCUAUUGUUACCAAAUUCUUCUUUGCACCAAUGUUUCGGCGAUAUAUCGAAUAUCACUUUGCGCGCUUCGACCAUAUAUCUAAUAUCAUUCUCAUGGUUUUGGUCCUGUCUGCAUUCAUCAGCAUCGCUGCCUAUACCGGGACAUCAGUUCUGUUUGGUUCCUUUCUUGCAGGCUCAUUUCUGUCGUACAUACCAAGCAAGCACCCCGAGGGACCGUUCGUCGUGAUGAGCCGUGAAGAGGGCGAGCGAGAGACUGAUAAGAGCCCGACGUUUAUUCACACAUUCGAGCGCUACCUUUUGGAUGUGCAAAAGUAUCUCAUGGAACCACUAUUUUUCGCAAGUAUGGGAUUUGCAAUACCCUUUGUGCAGCUUUGGACUGGGAAAAGGAUAUGGAGGGGCAUCGUCUUUACACUUCUCAUGAUAUUUGCGAAGUUCAUUGUUGGAAUAUGGAUACCAUUGUGGGAUUGCGUAUUUAUCAGAAAUGUACCAAAAUUAAGAGCUGGUCCUAUUGUACAAGGUUCUCCCGAGGGAGCGAACCGUGACCGCAACACGGGGAAAUCCGACCGUGAGAGAACUUGGCUGUCCGGUCUGCUCUUGGGCUCUGCCAUGGUUGCCCGUGGUGAAAUUGGCCUAUUAAUUAUUGAAAUAGGCUAUAACAAUACGUCCUAUGUAACCCAGGAGGGCCUCAUCACGGGUGUAUGGGCCAUACUUCUUAAUACGAUUAUCGGUCCAGUCAUUGUCGGUCUGCUCGUCAAGUACUAUGGCAAGCGGAUAGCGGAGGGGCAAUGGGGAUUGCAAAACCACCCGGUGCCUAGCCUGGGACACUAGGCGAACAAGGAUAAAAGUACAAAACAAUGAUCAUCUCUAAAAUUUGUUAUAGUUUGUUUGAUGAUGUCUCGCUACGCUAUGGAUGGUCUACUAGAAGUUAAAAGUGUAUUCGGUUCUUGUUGGAUCUUUAUGUUUCUGUUGGUAACGUACUUGGAAGCGAGCCGCACCUGUAAGCCAGCCGCACCCCU
Molecule: messenger RNA, 1906 nt
Organism: Aspergillus caelatus
Lineage: Eukaryota; Fungi; Ascomycota; Eurotiomycetes; Eurotiales; Aspergillaceae
Product: cation:proton antiporter
Exons: 8
Coding region: 147-1718 (523 amino acids)
Biological process (GO): proton transmembrane transport
Cellular component (GO): membrane
Molecular function (GO): antiporter activity
Source: RefSeq, a predicted model, not a curated record